Cuscuta epithymum is the source of this 740-nucleotide messenger RNA. NCBI's taxonomy places the organism in Eukaryota, Viridiplantae, Streptophyta, Magnoliopsida, Solanales, Convolvulaceae. The record is from the annotation of a GenBank genome assembly.
CAAGAACCUCAACCCGAGCAACACGAACCCGAGGCUGCACUCCACCACAUGCCCGAACAGAACAAAGCUUUCCCACCACCCGAUUACUUCCAACAACUCCUUGAAGGGUUCAACAAAGUCACAAAUGAAGUUGGUAAAUAUCGGGAGGAACAAAGGGCGGGAUUCCAAAGACUCGAGGAACAACGGGCCGAGGACAACCGACGGUAUGAAGAGGAUCAACGUAGGUUCUAUGGACCUAUGUACUCGUACAUGGCUCAUCAAGGCCAAUUCCAUACCAUGGCUCAACCACCCCCACCCCCUCUUGGUAUGACCCCACUAAAUGGGGUAAUUUUGGAGGAUCUAGCUCCGGGGGUGGAGGUUUUGAUGGCGGGGAUGACGGUGGCGAUACUCACAUGGGCGACGGGAGCUAUGGAGGCGGCUUUGGAGGCAGUUACUAUGGCGGAGAAGGCGGGCACUAGGGACAGUGCUUAAAAUAAGUGUGGGGGAGGAGACUCAUCAUGGAACUCACUUGAUCUUUUGGGGAGAAAGAGGAGAAAAAGAGAAAAAAGAGAAGAAGAGGAAGAAGAGGCAAGAUGAUGGCGCAUAGAAGAUCAUAAAACCCAAGAGAGAAUGUUGUUUGUAAAAUCAUUUUUUAUUUCUUGGUGAUCUUAGCUCUUUUCUUUCUUGAACUCAUGGAAUGAUCUUAAACUGUUUGAAACAUUUGACUUUACUCGAGGACGAGUAAAGAACUAAGUGUGGGG